Molecule: messenger RNA, 519 nt
Organism: Cylindrotheca closterium
Lineage: Eukaryota; Bacillariophyta; Bacillariophyceae; Bacillariales; Bacillariaceae
Source: the annotation of a GenBank genome assembly
AUGAACUUAGGAGCAUACCCUCAUACCAAUUGCGUCAGCGGUGUGCCUCCCCACAGCAAAAGGUGCAGAGUCGAUGUUGGAGGAUAUCACGAAGCGUUUCUGUUGAACGAUAUUGGGACGGUGAAUCCAACUUCACGGGCGGAUGUGAUGCUAAAUAUCUUUGACAAGUAUACAACAGGAAUCAGUAGAUCAAGGUUUACACUGACAGUGUAUUCGGUUGAUGAGUCAGCAAGUUCGGGUGAGGUAGAAAUAUUCUCAGCUAAUGAUAUUUGCACGGAACCUUUUUCGGAUUUGACCGUUUCGGCGGAUUUUCUCAGCUUCGCUAUCGCGCUAAGUGGCUCGACUUGCAGUUCAGGACCACAUAUACAGUGCUCGCCGGUGAACACCGUGUACAAGGACUGUCUUGGGUACGACUUCAUCGCCUGUGCAGUUGACAUUGAUAACACAGCGCCGACAAGCUCGACUACUGCAACAGCAUCGUCGGCACGAGUGUCUUUGGGGGUAUCGGGCGGCAACUAA